Mytilus trossulus (common blue mussel) is the source of this 537-nucleotide messenger RNA. Its product is annotated as zinc transporter ZIP1-like. The transcript is spliced from 4 exons. The record is from RefSeq and is a predicted model, not a curated record. The coding region runs from base 1 to 537 and encodes 178 amino acids. Gene Ontology annotation, cellular component: plasma membrane. Gene Ontology annotation, biological process: zinc ion transmembrane transport. Gene Ontology annotation, molecular function: zinc ion transmembrane transporter activity. NCBI's taxonomy places the organism in Eukaryota, Metazoa, Mollusca, Bivalvia, Mytilida, Mytilidae.
AUGGAAGUCAAAAUUGUUAAGGUGUUUAUACUGUUUGGAUUGUUGUUAAUUUCAUUCGUCCUAGGAUUUAUACCUAUCAAAUGGAUUUGGCAUUUCAAAGAGAAAACAAGAGAAAAAUCUAGAACUUUCCAUUUGGUGAUAAGUUGCCUCAGCUGUUUUGCUUCCGGUGUUUUUCUUGCUACAUGUUUACUGCAUUUACUUGUUGAUACACGUUUGAAACAAGACAAUACAACCUUGGGGAGACCCAGCGCAGGUCAGAAUAAGAUGUCACCCGCUGAAAUGCACGCUUCACAGACCGACAAUUCUGUGUUCAGAUCAAUAUUGCUGAUUUUAGCCUUAUCUCUGCAUUCAAUUUUUGAAGGACUUGCGGUUGGGCUUCAGACAGAGACAUCAUCUAUUCUGAAGAUUUUUACUGGUCUUGUGAUACAUACAGGAGUCAUAUCUUUUACCCCGCCACAUUAUUUAUUUCGCUGUCGAAUUCUAGAGGGAUUGGUUUGCGGAACUUUCCUGUAUGUUAUGUUUUUCGAAAUGCUUUAA